Drosophila innubila is the source of this 1319-nucleotide messenger RNA. RefSeq names its product gustatory and pheromone receptor 39a (gene Gr39a). The transcript is spliced from 4 exons. The record is from RefSeq and is a predicted model, not a curated record. Gene Ontology annotation, cellular component: neuronal cell body; membrane; axon. Gene Ontology annotation, biological process: sensory perception of taste. The coding region runs from base 1 to 1149 and encodes 382 amino acids. NCBI's taxonomy places the organism in Eukaryota, Metazoa, Arthropoda, Insecta, Diptera, Drosophilidae.
AUGUCCAUGUGUCGGGAUAUGCGUUUAUAUCUGUCAGUUUUAUAUCUAUUGGGAAUGUUGUGCGCCAUACUCGAUGAAGAACAAUGUCUUCUUCAGAUAACACCACAAAGUGAACGCUACGCAUUAAUCUCUACUUUGGCAAUACUCGCCGGAAUACUUGGAAGCUUUUCGUAUGCCUAUCUGGAAACGGAAAAUAUGUAUAUGAGCGUUUACAACAAGACUGGAAAUUUCUAUGAGCAUAAGAAUUUUUUGCGAUUUUGUGUAGUUCUUUGCAUACUUCAUGUCUGUCUCUACAUAAGACGUCGUCGGCAUAAGGCCUUGGUCCAAUCUCUGCUUCAACUAAAUAGACAGUGUCCAAGUAAACGGAAUGAUCAGUAUUUUGUGCGUAUCUUCAUAACGUACAAGGUUCUUUUUUUUGUCGGCUUGUGUAACUACGCGAAUGGAUAUGCCGUGUCAGGAUUGUCCACGGUUCCCAUGUUGCUCUAUGUGAUUGUCUACAGCUAUGGAUUUCUUGCCAUGUGUCUCCUUCUCGUGUUCUUUGUCUGUCUGCAACGAAUUGUUGCCGCUGCUCUAGCGCAGUAUAACCUCAAGUUAGAGGAAUAUGAUUCUCGGACAAAUUGCAGACGUAUUCUGUAUGAGAGACAACGAUUGCUAUGCCUUAUCACACGCGAGCUUAACAAUUGUUUUGGACUACUCAUGCUGCCUAUUGUACCGCUUAUUUUGUUUAUGGCUCCCACUGGACCCCUUUUUCUGAUUAGCACCGCAAUGGAGGGAAAAUUGGUUGGGUUUUAUCAAUAUGCGAUUGUCAGCUUUACCGCUGGCUUAUGGAAUAUACCUUGGCUUUCGAUGAUGACGUUAUUGAUGCGCUCUAACGUCAUAACAGUCGAAGCCAAUAAAACUGCCAAGAUUCUUUCAAAAAUACCUCGCACGGGUUCAGGCAUAGAUAAAAUGGUCGAGAAGUUUCUGUUGAAGAACCUACGUCAGCAGCCCAUACUGACAGCGUAUGGAUUUUUCGCUCUAGACAAGAGCACCCUCUUCAAGCUCUUUACAGCCAUCUUCACGUAUAUGGUCAUAUUGGUGCAAUUCAAGGAAAUGGAAAAUUCGACAAAAUCGUUGCAGAAAACACAACUUAAUUUUGAUGACUCUUAAAUUAGAUUGACUUACCGAAUCAUAAGUCAAGCAGCCAGUUGCUUUUGAUUUAUAAUUUUUGCGCCAUUUUCUGUAUUCCGCUUUGAUGACAGCUGCAUGACGUUUCCAAUAUUUUCCCUCAAGCACAACUGUCUGUGAGAAAAAAAAGAAAUAUAAGUAAAACGAAAAAU